Messenger RNA from Anolis carolinensis (green anole), 1211 nucleotides. It is a transcript of the gene dnajc9, whose product is annotated as DnaJ heat shock protein family (Hsp40) member C9. Gene Ontology annotation, cellular component: cytoplasm; nucleus. NCBI's taxonomy places the organism in Eukaryota, Metazoa, Chordata, Lepidosauria, Squamata, Anolidae. The record is from RefSeq and is a predicted model, not a curated record. The coding region runs from base 99 to 881 and encodes 260 amino acids. The transcript is spliced from 5 exons. Gene Ontology annotation, molecular function: heat shock protein binding.
AAGGGGGCGUGGCGUUUAUCUUGCGCGGGUUUUUUUUCCCGCGUCGAGGCGCGCUGGCUUGAUAGGCGUCUCCGGCCGGGAGCGCGGCAGGCAGGGCGAUGGGGCUGCUGGAGCAGUGCCGGGAGGCCUUCGACGCCGAAGACCUCUACCAGGUGCUGGGCGUCGGGCGGGAGGCGUCGGGCGAAGAGAUCCGGCGCGGCUACCGCAAGGCCUCCCUCCAGGUGCAUCCCGACCGCGCUCUGCCCGACCAGAAGGAGAGCGCCACGCAGCGCUUCCAGAUCUUGGGCAAAGUAUAUGCUGUGUUGAGCGACAAGGAGCAGCGGGCUUUGUACGAUGAGCAAGGGAUUGUGGAUGAGGAGUCGAGCGUGUUCACCCAGGAACACAAUUGGGAAGAGUAUUGGAGGCUGCUCUUUAAAAAAAUAUCUGUAAAAGAUAUAGAAGACUUUGAAAAGAAGUACAAAGAUUCCGAAGAAGAACUGGAUGACAUUAAAGCCGCAUAUGAGGACUUUAAAGGCAAUAUGGACAAAAUUAUGGAAUCUGUGCUCUGCGUGGAGUAUGCAGACGAGCCUAGAAUAAGAAAAAUUAUACAGCUUGCCAUUGACUCAGGAGAGCUUCCAGUAUAUAAAGCCUUUGUAAAGGAGUCCAAGCAGAAGAUGGCUGCAAGAAAAAGGAGGGCUGAGAAGGAAGCUAAAGAAGCAGAAAAAUCCAGAGAAGAGCUAGGUCUUGGUGAAGGAGAUGACGACUUGAAAGCACUCAUUCAAAGCAGAAAUGAAAAUCGAAAAAAGGAAAUGGAUGACUUCUUGGCUCAGAUGGAAGCAAAGUAUGGAAGCAAAUCCAAAAAUGGAGGGAAAAAAGCAGCACCCAAGAAAGGAAUGAAGUGACUGGUGUAAACAGGGCUCUUUUUUGAGAAGAAAAAUGUAUUAUUUGCAGCUUUACUGUUGGAUAAUAUAUAUCCAGAAACAGGUGGAGAUAUAAAAUCAAAGUAGUUAUUAAGUUCCUCAAAUUGCAAUGAGACUUUUCGUAAAAUCCUUCCAAACUCCCAAUUCAAAAGUCCGAAAAUCUAAAAAGUCUUCGCUGUUUGUAUUAUAUAAAGCAAUAUUGUUUAUGUCAAGAGUGUGUUUAAUCACUUGCUAAGGUAUAUUGUCAGCUGAAUUUUUAGAGAGGUUUUUUUGUAAAAUUAAUAAACAUGUUUCCGAAUAGAUGAUGCAAAA